UUAGCUUGCUUGUAGUUGUUGUUAGCUAACGAUAAGCCACUUUGCUAGCGCUAGUUUUCUGCAGUUAUUUCUCUAACGAGAUGCCCAGAUGAGGGUUAGCCUUGUGGAUCAACAGACACUGGUGAUGUUGAGAAAAUACGAGUGGUAUAUAUGUGAAUAACAACACACAAUAUCGUAUAGCUUAUGAUAGCUUAGCCGUGAUGCUAGUAAUUAACCAUUAGCGGAUAAGUAACAGCUGCAGUGCUAAUGCUGUGCUGCAAAGCACGAGAGAGGUCAUUGUAUAGUUGUGUGUGUGUUGUGCUAAAGCGUUGUUAGCUGCAUAGAUAAGCUGUUGCUUUACUAUCUGAAUAAAUCUGCCUAAUUGCAAUGGCAAGUCUUUCCUCAAAGUUUGCAAUAUUAUGGUUGCAUCACAGCUCACCAUAUUUGAGAUCUGUCCAGCGUAAAAGUCAUCGCUGCCUGCUAGAGACGUUGGAUCUCAAGCUUUUCAGGAGAAAGUAAUGGACCUCCACAAAAUUAUCCACAGUGCGCUGCACGAAUUUAUUCAGACUUACAUACCUGAUGCAGAUCUCAGCACACUGGAUGAUGUCCUGUUGUCUUACAUCACUGGGGUCCUGGAGGAUCUUGGUUCCCAGCAGAGUGUUGAGGAGAACUUUGAUGUGGAGGACUUUGCAGAGAUGCUAGAAGCUUACAUACCUGGCUUUGCAGAAAUUGACAGUGUCAAAGUCUGUGAAAUGAUGUUCAGUCUGGCUUCAAAACUAGCUACUGCUCGGACCUCAGCUCGUGAAGAAAAUGGUAUCCCUAAGGCAAGGACAGAAGAGAUCUCAUUGAAGCUCACCAGCCUGCCCAGUGAGCCACCAAGAAGAGAAACGCAGUGCCUUAAAUCACAGACAGAGGGAGCCACUGCCAAGCCACCAGUGUCUGAGUGGGAUGCCCAGGAGCAGCACUUACUAGAGAUGUUUCCCAAGUGUAGUCUGACUGAGGCUCGUAGCGCCCUGUCUAUUGCCAAAGGAGACAUGGAGGAAGCUGUGCGUCUUAUCAUAGAAGGGGAUGUUCAACUCAGUCCCACACCUCUUAAUGUAAACCAGGGCAAGAGUAUUUCCUCACUGGCAGACCAGAAACUUAAAGAGAGCAUCCUUGAGAAGUACAUGCUGGUGGACAGGGAGGAAGAUAAGAAAACACACCGUCCCGUCGUUCCCAAAGAUGCUCCAAAGAAGCUAGUUCGGUACCACGGUAACCAGGUGGUAACCACAAAAGGAGAACGGUAUCAGCUCGUGAAGAAGGACGAGACAGAGGACAUGAAGAAGACAUACGUCAACCUCAAGCCAGCGCGAAAGUACAGAUUCCAUUGAUGACGAGCACAGUUCUGAAAGAGCAGCUAAUGACAGUAUUGUUUACACUAUUUUUAUUUAUUAAUUUCAUUUAGCCUAAUUUUUGUUUGUUUUUUUUCCCAAUUAAAAGCUGACAUCUGCAGUGUUGUCAGAAGCUUCUUUUGAAAAAGACAAAAAACGUUACCUUUACAUGCCUUGGUUAAAACGUUGGAUUAUGGUGUUUCAGUUUUAUAUUGGAGGAUCUUUUUUUGUCAGAUAUUUCAGUCAGGAUGUUGUGACUUGCGUUCUUGUGUGUGUGUGUGUAACAGCCUAACCUAUCUACUUUUGGCCAUCUCAGCAGGUCUGAUGUUGCACUGACAGUAUUGAGGUUGUGUUUGUUUAAUUUUUUUUAUUAUUGUUUUUUAUGCAUUUUUCUUUUUAAGCCGUACUGACAUUGUGAAUGAACCUAUAUUGAUUUCUGUAACUAAGUUUUAGUGGUGCUGUAAAGUUUCUUCUUGACAUUAGUAUUAUCAGCUGUUUUAUGUACAUACUGAUUCAAAGAGGCCAAUUUCAUUUAGUUUAAAGUUAGGUCCAGAGUUUGUUGGACAAGGACACUGUUGUUGGACUUUUGCCUCUGUACUCCACCACAGUGGAUUUUGAAUAAGAUAAUCGUGAUGAUUUUAAACAUUACUCUUAGAUGUUUAUUGGUAAAGUCAAGUCCUUCUUGUUCUUGUGUAAUCAGUGGUUUCCAACUUGUUUUAAACUUGCUGUAUUUAAAUUGAUGAAGGCAUCUCUUAAUUGCAGUUUGUGAAAAUGGAGGAUAUGCUUAUGAAGUUGCUUUUCUUACCCAUGUAAAUAAUUGCCAUUGUGACCUUUAGUUGUCUUCUAUGGUCUUUCAGUUGUGGUGUAUACACACAAAACUACAAAAAUUGUCUUUGUCCAACAAAUUAUGGACCUAACUGUGUAUUGUAGCCAGUAGGAGUGCUGCAGAUAUGUUUGUUCAGGCCUUGAAUUUUAAAUCGGUUUCAGUCCAUAAGAGGAAGUCCUGUAUGUUUACUUGAACCACUUUCUGACGCACGUCUUAGGGCAAAAAAAGGAUGUUUUAAUAUGCAAAGAUUUACACUAUUUUGGUUGUUUUGCCACAGCAGACUAUCACCCCCUGCACCUCCCUACAUUGUUGAAUCUCCUCAGGUCUUACUCUCUUUCUCCUGCCUGGCAGCUCCAUCUUCAUCACCUCCUCUGCACAUGUUCAAACCAUCUCAGCUUUGUCUCCAGAAAGCUAAACCUGAGCUGUCCCUCUGAUGUACUCAUUUCUAAUUCUGUCCAUCUUGGUUACUCCCAGUGAAAAUCUUGGCGUCUUUAACUCUGCAGCCUAGCUGUUUAAGUACUUAAUUUAAAAUCAGAGGGGAAGAAAAUGCAUUACAAUAACUCGAUCUGAAGUCUGACAGAAGUGAGAUUUGACAACCUACGGAUUCACAGCUCAUCCCUAAUAAAGGAGGACGUACACGUCACAGGCCUUACCCAGCUGAAAACACGUCCGUAUACUAUAUAAAUUCAUUUUUCAAGACACGUUCAAACAAUUGCAGCACUCUACUUUCUAACAUUACAAAGUUGUGUGUGUGCUUUCUUUCACACCCCUAAUGCAAAGUGAAAAAUGCUGCUGGAUGACUUCAUUUUAAAGUUCAUUCCAACAGGAUUACCUUUAUUUUUGAUAGAGAUGUUUAGAUUUGCAAAUUCUCCAAUCAUGUAUUUGUGAUAAUAGAAGAUCAUGUGCUUUCAGGGUCCGUUUACAUAUUACCGAAGUGGUUCUCUUGUCACAGCGCCUCUCAUCUCAUUUGUGUUCUGUGAGGUUUGCUUCGCAUGUGAUUGUGGAUGUGUGUUUUUUCUCUGAUUGGAUUCUGAUUUCUUGUUACUUGUAGAUUAGGAUAAAUGGGGUUUUCUUUUAGAUAUACGCUUUGUGUUUCUUUCUGCGUCCAUUUGGACCAGCUAUAAGCAUUUGUUCUAAAUGGAUGGUAUAUAGUUUUCCCCUCGGUGUAGUGUAACAGCUGGGUGUUGGAAAGAUGUGUUGUUACUGGUGCUUAUCAGCAGCAAUGUUAUCUUUAAAUACUGUAUGAUGGUGUUACUGUAGAGCAUGGAAUGGAUCCCCUGAAGCUGUUUUAGUGACAACAGAAACAGCUUUCCUCGCUCUGAGAAACUGCUGACGCACAAUUUAUAGUAAAUACUAAUUUUGUAGACUACCAUAUGAGUUGUCUAUUUAUUCAUGUACAUAAAUAUUCAAAUUUAGCACCUUAAGUUUAUUAUUUAAUUUCACAGCUUUCAGUAAUCAGUCAACUUUGAAGAAGAAGAACAAACAAACUUUAAUCAGAAGAACAAGAUGACAUUUAAAAAAAAGAAAAAAAACCCACAGGCAUCCAUCAAUAAAAAAGGGAAGAAAAAAAAAACGUUACCUCCAUCUCUGCAAAUAAAGUCAUUCUCACCUUUAAAGCAGCUUAAUUCCAGAGUGACAAUAAGCAUUUUUACUAUAAAAUUGGAAAAUUAAAAAAAAAAUCUUGUGACAUUGAAUACCCUGCCCAUUUAAGACAAGGCACGCACAGUAAUUAAUUACCCUAGCAAAACAUCAGUCUUAUUUUUACAGAGCAAUUAGUACUCAACGUUUGAUCACUGUACAAUUUGUGAGAAGAACAAAUGAUUACUAUCAGCAGUUUAAAGGCUGAACCUUGAUCAGAAAGAAAGGAAAAAAAAUAUUGUCAAUAUUUAUGUAUAUUUCCAUUUCAAGGCUUCAUCUCACCGAUUUACUCAGUUACAUUAUGAAGAUACCAUCUACUGGUUGGUUUGGCACAUACCGCACAGGACACCAGUCAGGCACAACAUAUAAACCACUGCUAUUUAAGUUAAUCAAACUGUUAUGGUGUUCUGAGAAACCAUGCUCCUACUGUAGCAUUCAUGUGGAUGCUACGUUGACGUGCACAAGCCACUGUACCCCACUGUGCUCGCUUUUAAUACUGUGGCCGCACAGCGUGUACCAAAUGGCGUCCCUUUUAUUUAAUGUACAUAUUAAUAACAACUCGAGAGAGCAGCUUAAACUUCUAUGACAGCCAUCUUUCAAGUCGCUCUCGCUUCAAGAUCUUAAAAACCUGUUUGUGUGAAAGUAGAAAUGCAUUUUUCUCAUCUACAGAUGCAAGUACAGCAUUUUCACCAGGAAUUAGAUGUUUGUAUACAUUGCAGAAUCAUAUAAUUUCA
Oreochromis niloticus (Nile tilapia) is the source of this 4547-nucleotide messenger RNA. It is a transcript of the gene cuedc2, whose product is annotated as CUE domain containing 2. The coding region runs from base 498 to 1349 and encodes 283 amino acids. Lineage: Eukaryota; Metazoa; Chordata; Actinopteri; Cichliformes; Cichlidae. The record is from RefSeq and is a predicted model, not a curated record. The transcript is spliced from 9 exons.